AUGGCUCCUCCGAAGGUGAUUAACCCCGAAGCCGGUAGCGGGAGCAGGCUACCGACGGUCAGGGUGUUACGGUCAGCGGCAAGCUCGGCGAACCCAAAGAACUCAGAGCGGGGAACGUCGGCGACUGACCUGGAACGCGAUGGCGCCAGAGAAGCCGACGAGGAAGCUGAGGCGUUCGCGGACGCCGAAUCCGAGUCGGUGAAUGCGCCGGAAACGGCCGCUGGCAGCAGCAGGCAUGGCGACUACGAGCCGCAAACUGCAGCCCAGUUGGCCCAACCCCCAGCGAGCUGCGCAGCGUGUGAGGUGAAUGCGCGGGAGAUAGAGGUCCUGAAGGAAGCGAGGCGGCGCAAGCAACAGCUGCUACGGCAGCAAGAGCAGGAGCAGCCGCGACGGCCCCAGCCAGAGCAGCAGCGGCAAGUGCAAACCCGACCUCAGUCGCAGCCGCAGCGACGAGAGCCGCAAGGAGAGCUGCAAGGAAGGGACCCUCGGGAACGGGGGCAGCAGCAACAGGAGAGGCGCACGCAACAGACGGGUGAGCCCCGGCAGGGGCCUGAGUCCCCAAGGCCCGCAGCCUCCCAGCAACAAGCGCAAGGAUGGAGUGUGCAUCUGGGUCGCCGGGAUCUGCAGAGGCAGAAAAGCCUACGGCGUCGGGAGGAGCAGCCGCACCAGCGGCAGCCACCACCUACUCGGCGCAGCCGCCCGGACGUCGUCCGUGACACCGGAGGCAUCCGACCAUCGCUAACACCGCCAUAUCGAGGUCCAUAUACCGUCGAACGACGGGAUGCUAAAUAUUUCGUCAUCAACGUGAACGGGAAAUCCACCGCCGUGAGCAUCGAUCGAUUGAAGCCGUGCUACCAAGCGGAGCCCAGCGAUGACAUCUCUAGUGACGAGACACCGAGCGACAACACCGCAGCCAGCGACAGCGGCUCAGCGAGCAACGAAGCUACGACCAGCCGCCCGACGACACCACCAUCACGACCGAAGCGAAGCCGUACAUUUUGGCGCCAUCUAGGCGCCAAACUAGGCGCCAACAACUAG
This is a messenger RNA of Anopheles cruzii, 1038 nucleotides long. RefSeq lists its product as uncharacterized. Lineage: Eukaryota; Metazoa; Arthropoda; Insecta; Diptera; Culicidae. The transcript is spliced from 3 exons. The coding region runs from base 1 to 1038 and encodes 345 amino acids. The record is from RefSeq and is a predicted model, not a curated record.